Polyodon spathula (Mississippi paddlefish) is the source of this 4098-nucleotide messenger RNA. RefSeq names its product E3 ubiquitin-protein ligase TRIM62-like. The record is from RefSeq and is a predicted model, not a curated record. The transcript is spliced from 6 exons. Lineage: Eukaryota; Metazoa; Chordata; Actinopteri; Acipenseriformes; Polyodontidae. Bases 18 to 1613 code for a protein of 531 amino acids. Gene Ontology annotation, molecular function: protein binding; zinc ion binding.
GAGUGCCUUUGCUUGUGAUGGCUGGUUUUAUGAAAUCUGUCAAUAUCUUUAAAGAUGAAUUAACUUGUUUUAUGUGCCUUCAGGUAUUUACAUAUCCAGUUUCGCUCAAAUGCUCGCACAGUUUCUGCCUCAAAUGCAUUCAGGAUCAUCUGAAGUACAAAGCAGCGGCUGACAAGUACAGUUGCCCCGAAUGCCACGCUGAGUUUGAGGUGAAGCCAAGACUAGUGAAGAAUGGAGAGCUGUCUGAGAAGGUGCAGCAGCAUGCAAGGUGUCAGCAGAAAGGCAUUACCUGUGAUUAUUGUCUGGAAGAAGAGGCCCCCGCUGUGAUGAGCUGCCUUCAGUGUGAAGCCUUCUUCUGCAUGGCCCACCUCCGUCCCCACAGCGAGAAGAUGUAUCUGAAAGAACACGUCCUGGUGGAGCCUGCAGAGGCAAUGUCCUUGAGAAAGUGUCCUGAGCACAAAGAAAUCCUGACGAUCUUCUGUAGAGAGCAUCGCACUUGCAUCUGCAUGCUCUGCUGUAACGUGGACGAGCACAAGCAGCACACAGUGUGUACCAUAGAGGAAGCAAAAAAAGAAGCAGAGGAUUCCCUUGUUGAGAAAUUACAGGACCUUAAUACAAAGAAGAUUAAAAUAAAGGAUACAAUAAAACAGCUUCGAGAAAUACACUCUCAUUCACAGGAUGCAUAUUCAGCCUUCCAUGAAAAAGCAGUUAAUCAUUAUAAACAGAUAAAAGCUCUCAUUGAAGAAGAUGAACUACAGGCUCUACAGUUCAUUGAGUCUGAAAGGCAGGUUGCCAUUUCACAUAUCGAAUCCCAGACCAAUGAGCAGGUGGAGGAGCUAGAUGAUGUGGAAAGAGCUCUCCAACAGAUUCAUCACCUUUUAAACCAGACUGACACUUUAAGGUUCCUCAAGGGUGUGAACUGCAAUGAAUAUAGAAUGCACUCCUUACUGAGGAAGCAACAGCUAAUUGUUCAUGAAACAGUCGUCGACGAAGAAAAACUUUCAUCCUUAAUUAAAUCCAUUACUAAGCUUUCAGACAGUUUAACAAAACAGACUGCCUCUGUCAGGAAGGCUUUUUUGUCAUAUGCAACAACUGUCACUUUGGACCCUGGAACUGCAAAUGAAAAUCUAAUUUUAUCAGAAAAUGGAACCAUUGUGCGCUACACAGACGAGCCUGUGAAAUCCCCGUACAAUCCCAAGAGGUUUGAUGACACCUUGUACGUGUUGGGAUGCGAGGGGUUCAACUUUGGACGGCACUACUGGGAAGUGGUUGUAAAAAGCAAGACAGACUGGGAGAUUGGAGUUGCAUAUUCUUCACUGCCCAGGAAAGGGAAAACCUGGCUGGGGAGAAACAACAUUUCAUGGUCUCUGGAUUGCAGCAGAGGCCAGUGCACAGGAUGGCAUGAUAAUAGGUCAAUAAAACUGAACAUGAACUCCAAUCUAGAAAGAGUCGGUGUGUAUUUGGAUUACACAGGGGGGGUGUUGUCUUUUUAUGAUGCUGAAAAGAUGACUCUUUUACUUUCUUUUUAUAGUAAAUUCACUGAAGCCGUUCAUGCUGUGCUCAACCCGUGUAACAGCAAAGGAGGGAAUGAUGCACCUUUAAUAGUUCUCUAGCUCAACGGUAAUCUGAAAAACUAGAAUUAACAUAAGCGCAUAAAGCAAUGCAUGUGUACUAAUGCAUUUGACUAUGAUAAUAUUCAAAAAUAAAACAGCAGUAAUGUCAUACUUCAGGACACUAUAGUUCUUAUUGUCCCUGAGGUGUCAUUUUUUUCUAAGUCUGAAAGUGCAAAAUGAUGACAUGAUAUUACAAUGCCAUUAUUUGCCAGUGAUGUUGUUAUUGACUAUGUCUCAGUUUUACAAUCUUUAUUAUCCUACAAUUCUGAUAUUUUUCACGUGAUACAUUCAGCGUUUAAAAUGAUAGCUUUCAGCCCAAGAGAGUUUUUUGUUUAAUUGUGUUGGUACCAAUGUUAAUACAUUUACAGUAUAUUGUGAACUUAUGUGUUUAAGACUCUGUCUGUUGUGAACAGUGUAGUGUACAACAUUUAACUUGACGAAUUUGUUCCUAAUCUGUGUUAACCGAAACACCUUUCUACUUUGAUUUAGUUUUCAGUUUAUUAAAAACAGAAAAUGAAGCAACUGUUUCCUGUUUUAGUCUAUCUCUAUACAAUCAAAGUAUUCUGCUCUUAAUAAUCAAAGACUAUAGCUGAAACCAAAGUCCACAAAUUAUCUUUUAACAAGUGCUAAUGAUCCUGAUUUAAUAAAAUAAGUUAUCUUUUGUAUAACUAGAUAUGAAUAUGGAAAUGCACAAGAGAAAAAAAAAAUGUGUUAUUUAUAAGUGAGACUGGGACAAUUUGUAUACCAGAAAUAUUAUAAUAUUGAACUGUUGUUUUCAGGAAAUGCUGCCUGUCAAAUGGAAAUACAUGGACUGAAUAGCUUUGUAUUAAAUAAUGCAUUUUUCUCUGGUAUGUUUAUUUUUAGAUUUUAUUUUGAUGCAGAUGAGGUUAGAAAUCUUGGAGUGUCUUUGGUCACACGGAUGACAUUUUAGACCAACAUUAAAGCUGUGACAAACACAGUUUACCAUUUUUGUAAUCUUGCUAAGAUUAGGUCUUAUCUAUCUGAGUGAGAUGUUGAGACACUGGUUCAUGCGUUCAUGACUUUUAGACUCUACUAUUGUAAUGCAUUAUUUAUUAGCUUAAUUUCUAAUUCCAUACGCAGAUUGCAGUUCAUACAUAUUCUGGAUGCCCAGCUACUGACAACAAUUGGCAUGCAUCAGCCUAUCAUGCAAAUCUCUCUUCACUGGCUACCAAUCCACAUAUUAAUUAAGAUUCUGCUUUUAACUUACGUUAGAGAUCAAGCCCCACCUACACCUAACCAGCUCUUUCGCUCUCUUUGAUCGUCAAAUCAGGGUCUGCUUGCAAGCUUUGAGAUAGACACAUAGACAGUCUUCAGUUGCUAUGCUCUAAAGCUCUGGAAUGGUCUUCCUCGUCUAGUUGCGAUUCAAAGACUCUCCUAGUUUAUAUAUCACUUUAAGACCUACGUAUCUGCAUUGGCAUGUAACAAUGCCUGACCUUAACUACUGAACAUUUUGGCAGCUUUUAUUUUGACGUGAUUUUUUAUUGUUUUUCUUAAGGUCUUUGGGUGGUUUUGAAUGUAAAACAUACUAUACAAGUGUAAUGUUGUUGUAGAUAGAUAUUGUUUACCUAAAUUAGAAUAGAAGUAAUUGGGAAGCAAUGGUGCAGUAAUGUUUUGCAGGGUCUUUCAUAGUGUUCCUGUGGCCAUUGAAUUUUAUUUCUAGUACAGUAUUAGCCCCUCUGUAUUUGUUCUACAGCUAUACAUGCUUUUCUUUAAGAACUAUAUAUAAAAGCAUGCCUAAAUGGUGAAAAGGGGGUAUUUGUUUGACAUGCUGUAAGCAUCUCUUGCCUUGCAUUACUUGAAAGAACUUAAUUUCUUUCUGAUGUCCGUGAUGAUGCUUUACCCUAAGCAUUUUAAUGACUCAUUAAAACAUUAGGUCUUAAUCAAAACCUUUUAGAACAUAUUUCUAAUAUAAAUGGAUCCAUAAACUGAAGCGGUGACUAGAAACAUACCAUGCCUUACAUUUAGAUUGACACAAACACCUGUGAAGUUGACAUGAUUCAAUUUUUUUAAAAUAUAUAUUUCAGAUGAAUUAUUUUCCUGCCUUUUGGAGAGAAAUGAAAGAUUCCAAAGGAUGCAAUUUAUAUAGCACAAGAUAGAUGCUUAUUUAUAGGCUCAUCCUUAUGAUCACUUUGAAGAAACACACAUCAGUCAUAUGAGGGAAACAUGCUAACAUUUACAGAAAUAAUAAAGUAAUUUAUAGAAGCAUGUUAUAACCAAUUAAAACGCAAUAUAAAAACACUGAUCUCUACCUUCUUGCCUGACUUGUCCCACUAUCUUUAUUUUUGUAUAGAAGCCUAUUUUCAUUAAGGCAAGAUGAAAUCCAAAAAGUGAUAUGCUUUCCAAGUGCAUUAACAUUUCUGAAUAGUACAUUUCUGUAAAUUAAAAAGGCAUCUGCUGCUGUAUCUGGCUGAUAUUUAGCCUAUCACUAUUUUACCAAAAAUGUAAACCAUCCCUUUAAUUUGGG